GGGGGUGUGUCUCUCGUCCGCUCCCUUCCCGGGGCGGGAAAUCCGGGCCGGGUUGUGGCCGCUGCCGCGUACGUGAGCGCUGUGUCCCGGCGACAGGCUGGCCAGGUGGGCGCGCACGGAGCCGAGGCGGGCGGGCUGCGCGGGGCCGGGCCGGCGGCGCUGGACGAGCUAGGCGAGCGGCGCGACGAGGAAGCUGAUGCGUGGAGAAGUCAUGGCUUCCCAGAGGUCACCCUCCUGUUCAGAAGGCAGAAUGGCCAGUGUGUUGUCACGGCGUCUUGGCAAGCGAUCCCUCUUGGGAGCCAGAGUGUCUGUCCCCAGUGCCUCUGGAGAUGGCCUAGCUGCAGGAGUCCAGCCCUCAGGUUCCCAUGCUGAGCUAGUAGGGGUGGUUGCUCCCCAACCCUUCCCUGUCUACAAGGACAACCACUACCAGGAACAUCCUAAGGAGAUCCUCAUGGCCCUUGGUGUCCCAGGUCUGCAGCAGGUGGUGUUUCAGCCAGGGCAGAAGGUCUGUGUGUGGUAUGGGGGUCAGGAGUGUACAGGAAUGGUAGAGCAGCACAACUGGGCAGAAGAUAAGGUGACGGUUCUGCUGCUGGACCAGAAAUUGCAAAUCUGCUGCAAAUCAGAGGAGGUGUGGCUGCCGGAGGUGAAGGGGUCUGUGCCUCAACUGCCACCAAGCAUGGAACAGGCAACUCCUACUGCAACAUACAGAUCUGUCUCCAGGAAUAUUGAUGUCCCGAAGAGGAAGUCAGAUGCAGUGGAGAUGGAUGAGAUGAUGGCAGCCAUGGUCCUGACCACAUUGUCUUGCAGUCCAGUGGUGCAAAGUCCGCCUGGCUUCGAUUGCAAUUUACCUGCAUCCCGAACAGCUUGUGACCCAUGGAAGGAGAGUGGAGAUGUGUCAGACAGUGGCAGCAGCACCACCAGUGGGCAUUGGAGUGGGGGCAGUGGGAUCUCCACUCCAUCUCCUCCGCACCCUCAAGCAAGCCCCAAAUAUUCGGGCGAGGCCUUUGGCUCACCAAAAGCUGACAAUGGUUUUGAGACAGACCCUGAUCCUUUCCUGAUGGAUGAGCCAGCCCCACGCAAAAGAAAGAACUCAGUGAAGGUGAUGUACAAGUGUCUGUGGCCAAACUGCGGCAAAGUCCUGCGCUCCAUUGUGGGUAUCAAGAGGCAUGUCAAGACCCUCCACCUGGGGGACAGUGUGGACUCUGACCAGUGGAAACGGGAGGAGGAUUUCUACUACACAGAGGUGCAGAUGAAGGAGGAAGCUGCUGCUGCAGCUGUUGCUACUCCCACGACUGAGGCAGUUCCCAUCCAGAAUCUGACCAACCCACCCCUUGCCAUCCUACCACCACCCCUGCCCCAGGCUGAGUCCUUGGUCCUGGAACACCCUGUCUUGGAACCUUACUUGCCCACUGGCACUCUCAGCAAGUCAGCCCCUGGCUCCUUUUGGCAUAUUCAGGCUGACCAUGCAUACCAGGCACUACCAUCAAUCCAGAUCCCAGUAUCUCCACACAUAUAUACUAGCAUUAGUUGGGCUGCUGCCACUUCUACUAUCCCAUCCCUUUCUCCAGUCCGGAGCCGGUCACUAAGCCUCAGUGAACCCCAGCAGCCACCACCUACGUUGAAAUCCCACCUGAUUGUCACAUCACCACCGCGAUCACAGAGCAGCACCAGGAAAGCCCGUGGAGAAGCCAAGAAGUGCCGGAAGGUGUAUGGCAUUGAGCAUCGGGACCAGUGGUGCACAGCCUGUCGGUGGAAAAAGGCUUGUCAACGAUUCCUGGAUUGAACUUGUUGAACCUGCUCAACUUCUUACUUCCCUGGUCCCAGAGCCCAUCCCCCCAGGCCCUGACCUGGCAGCCCAGAGGAGGAAGUGAUGCAGCAGUGUCUUCUGAGCCUCCAGCAGUGACUUAACGAUUCAAGUUCAGAUUUUGAGUGUGGGAUGUAUUGGUCAAAGUUUAACUGGGUUUUUUUCUUUCAUUUUUUGUUUUUUUUGGUGGGGAUGCUUUAUUUUGGUUUUGGAAAUGCGAAGGAAAUGAGAGAAUUUUUCCUUCCCAUUGGUCACAGAAAACAGGAGAAAGCCAGAGCCGAUGAUUUUUGUGCCCUGUAGUGACCCAGAGACCAAAGAAUUAUUUUCUUUUUUCCUUCUGUUAUUUUCCCCAGCUAUCUGGGGAUAGGUUCUUCUGAUGCUCAUGGAAGGAGCAGCUCUCUCUUGAUGUUGCUGCUGAGUCGGCACAUUCUCUCCAAAAUCUUCCCAGAGGGACUGCUUGGUGCCCAGGAGAGGCAGGAUGAAUUGUUUAGAAAGUGACUCCACUGGCCACAUGAGGACAGGAAGUUUUGAUGCUGAUAGAAAUGGAAAGUCAAGAGAAAAGGGUGCUUGGGUAUUUGGCCAAGCGCAUUCUGCGGUCCAUCUAACUUCAGGAGAAGGAAGAUUUAUCCUUUUUCAUUCAGCAGCAUCCAUGGAAAUGAAAGGACAUUUUAUCUGUUAGUAAUACAUUUGUUCAAGCUAUUUUAUUCUGGGUUCUUUUAGACGUUGGGUUUCACCCCCAGCCUGUCUCAUUUGGUUCUUGAAAGCCAAGGCAUGAUGGAUUUUUAAGAGUCUCCAAACCAAGCUAAGCCAGAGGAUAAUAGUGACCUCCCACAUUUCAGAGGGAGAAUCAACACUGCCUUGAGCAUUGAAGUGUUUUGUUUUGUUUUUUUUUCCAUUUCAGUGAGGAAAUGCUGGAGGUUGUUACAGCCUCUCCUUAAACUUGUGCUGCCACCCAAAGUGAAAUCCCUUCAUCUUUUACCCUUCUCAUUAUAGAAAUAAGUCACAUUAAAAACAACAACAAAAACCUCUUUGGGGUUUUUUUCAUAUGUUUUAUCUUGCUAACCUUUUUUUCCCUUAUUGGUCAUUAAGAGACCAUCGUAGGUUCCUCAAACUCUCCCAUUCUCAUUGUGGACAGCCUUUCUCCUCCCACCCCUCUCCAGGCUGCUGGAGGGUGACUGGUUCUAGCAGGGGGUAGAGGGGAGGGGGAGUUGGGGGAGAUUAUAUGAAGGGAAUAAGAGCAUGAUAGGUGGCAACUUGGGAAUGGAGAAGGAAGUUGAGAGGCCCCACAUUCUACUCUUCUCUAAUUUGCCUCUCUGAGAAAGGACACUUCUGAUAUCCAGUGUGAACAUCCCAUGAACUCCCAGGCUCAGACACUAAAGUUCUGUUAUCUGUGCUUUGUCAUGGUGUACCCCCCUUGAAACUUAACAAAGUCCUAGUUUCUAAAGCUGAUGGCAGGCAGGGUGGGAUGUGGGAUGAAAGUUGCAGGACUUAGGUGAACGCCAUGUGGGAUGGACCUAGGGACCACUGGAAUAUCCGUUCCUUAAAGGUCUUUGGGGACCAAAACCCUUAGCUGCAGUGCCUUGCUUCUAGAGGUAGAUGUGCAAAAAUGGUGUAUUUGUAUCUAAGAUUAGGCAUUGGGAGCUUGGGUCACUUGGAGAAUCUGAUAACGACUUGGCAGAACAUGACUUGAGGGGGGCUAAGGAAGUAAGGCAUGGUUCUUUUGUUCCUCUCAGUUCCUACCUUCCCUCUACUUUAUAGCAACCUAUUUGAUAAAGCCCAGAUUACAGGCAUGCAGUAUUCUCUGGAGCCCAUCUGAAUAGGCCAUCCAGUGCCUAAUUGCCCAUAGGAGGAAACCUGGAUGUGCAUUAUAGAAGGCUGAAACUCAGGGAACCACACCAAGCCACCUCAGCUGGGACUUUGUCAGAACCACACCCAGCCACCAAAGUUCAUUUACUUGCUAUGAGCUAUGAAGAAGUGGGAGUUUUGCUUAAAUUUUCUCCUUACAAAAUGAAAUUGCAAAUGUAGCCAUAACAUGAUACCAUGACUCACUCAAGCAAGCUGGACUGGGAUGAUAAGGAGAGAGAGAGGAAAUCAGAGAAAACUGCCUUAUGGCAGUGGAAUAUAUUUUUGUAACUUUGUAAAAUGUUUCUAAGUUGGAAUUCUAGUUCCUGGUCAAGCUAGAAACUAGGCCAGAAAAAAAAAGCCACUUCCUCCCGUGUGUCUGUCUUGGGUCAAAACUGAAUUUGAGUCCAGAAUAAAACUUCCUUACUUCCAUUUCCUCUGUGUAUACGAAGAAACUAGUCCUUGCUUGUACCUUGAUCGUCUGUCAAAUCCCCCUGAGGUAAAAGGAUCUUUCUGAGAAAUGGGCUCCUCUUCUGAGGCCAAAAUGUUCACUAGGCCUUUCCUCCAAGACGUCUUUGGUUUAAAAAAAGGUUGCUUCUCAGGGUCUGGAUAGUUAUAGACUAGCUAGGCAUGAAAGUUUUCCCUUGGUGAGGUAUCUUUCCAGUAACAUUGGUAUAGCAGAACAAACGGGAGGCAGGAGAAGACACUCAUGGAACCUGCAGAAUAAAAAUUAAAGUGAUUUUCAAUUCAGCUCCUUAUGCCUCUUUUAAUUUUUAUUCCACUUUGGUGGUGGCAUGCCUCUUGCCCUUUGCCAGUCACACCUCCAUUCUCUCGCUGUUGUGUUGGUCCUUGAUAUUUGGUCUGAUUUUGGGGUAAAAAAAUCUCAAUUCUUUCUCCUCUGUCGGGGUGGUUUGUGAGUUGAUCAAGUCCAAAAAUUGCUGUUUGCUUUAUUUCUCUCUCUCCACUUCUCAGCCUCUCCGGGUGAUGGAUUCUGAUUGUUGGAAGACAGGGUAGAAGGAACACUUCUCAGUAGAAGACCUCUCAGCACUUCUUGAGUAUACGAGGUGUGACGUGGAAUAAUGUUGCUUUAAAAAAAACCCAACAAAACUUAAAUGUUCAAGUGAACAUCUUUUCAAAGGAGUCACCUUAAGAGGUGAAGUACUUAUUCCAAUGCUGCCGUUCAAAACAUUUGUGGAAUGAAAUUCCCCCUCCCCCAUUUUUUGUGCAGUUGUCUUCAGACCCUCUGUUCUUUUGACUGUCAGCAGUGGUGAUAAAUCCUUUUCAUUUAUGAGUGUGUUAGAUUAAAAACAAAAACAGACAAAAAGCGGUUAGAACCACUCAUGGAUAAGAAAUUGGGUUAUGAGGCUAGGUGAUACUAUGUUUAAAAACAAGGUGUGAUGAUUGUAAGGUAAUGAAAGCAGAGAGAGAGAAAGAGUGUAGUUCAUUAAUGCUCUUUGGAGACAGUUAUUUUUGUCCUCCCUUUUCUUUUUAAAACUAAUUUUUUUUACUAUCUUUUGCUUUUAUAUCCUCUAUAUUUCCCAGUGUAUCCCUCAGCCCUACUACUUCUGAGAGCCAUCUUUUCUAAUGAAGAAUAAAAAAUAAGGGGGAAGAAAAGUUCAGCAAAACUUACCAAUACAUUGAGAAAGUUCGAUACUGUCUGUAAUGUCCCAUACCCAUGGUCCCCCACUUCUACCAGUUGGAGACCGUUCUCAAGGAGCAAUUCCAAAGCUGUUUUGAGAAGGGGUAAUAUCAUUGACAUGAUUGUGUAGCCUCCCAAUUAAGGAGAACACUCAUUUGGAUGCAUGAGUUCUGGUCUGUUUAAACAAUCUGCCUCAUUCUUUGAUGGUCACACCUUGUAAAAUCAUAAAUACCAUCCUAGGGACUGGCUAUUUACUAAGGGCAAGGAAAAGGGGGAUAAAUCCCGGAUCUGUGAAUUUGUCUUACUGGAGCUUUUUCCCUUUCCCAGCUGUCUUCCAAGUAUUAUUUUUAUUGUUAAAAAAAUUUUUAAAUGUGAAAUGUAAUGUUUUUACUGCAGCAAUAUGAAAUAUAUUUUAUAAGGAAUAAAAUGGAACAUUGGCUGAUUU
Molecule: messenger RNA, 5730 nt
Organism: Trichosurus vulpecula (common brushtail)
Lineage: Eukaryota; Metazoa; Chordata; Mammalia; Diprotodontia; Phalangeridae
Gene: ZNF395
Product: zinc finger protein 395
Exons: 11
Coding region: 197-1783 (528 amino acids)
Biological process (GO): regulation of transcription by RNA polymerase II
Cellular component (GO): nucleus
Molecular function (GO): RNA polymerase II cis-regulatory region sequence-specific DNA binding; DNA-binding transcription factor activity
Source: RefSeq, a predicted model, not a curated record